Messenger RNA from Scophthalmus maximus (turbot), 3878 nucleotides. RefSeq names its product zinc finger and BTB domain containing 33 (gene zbtb33). Gene Ontology annotation, biological process: regulation of transcription by RNA polymerase II. NCBI's taxonomy places the organism in Eukaryota, Metazoa, Chordata, Actinopteri, Pleuronectiformes, Scophthalmidae. Gene Ontology annotation, cellular component: nucleus. The record is from RefSeq and is a predicted model, not a curated record. The transcript has 2 exons. Gene Ontology annotation, molecular function: RNA polymerase II cis-regulatory region sequence-specific DNA binding; DNA-binding transcription factor activity, RNA polymerase II-specific; protein binding. The coding region runs from base 142 to 2037 and encodes 631 amino acids.
ACUCCUUGUGGCCGGUCAGCGAGCGGGGAGCAGCAAGGGGCUGUCUGUUGUCAGCUAUUGUUUGUGGCAACACAAGUUAUUAUCACCAGGAGCUAGUGGCUGCUCUGCUUAGUCUUGGUUGAAAACAUCAAGUUUGCAGACAUGCCAAGUCUAAAGCUGAUAUCUGCCACUGACACUCAGUAUUCAGCAACGGUGCUGAAGUCAAUGAACGAGCAGAGAAAUCAUGGAUUAUUUUGUGACGUCACCAUCAUCAUACAGGACAAGAAAUUCCGAGCACACAAAACCAUCCUGUCUGCAUCGAGCACAUAUUUCCACCAGCUCUUCAGUGUAGCUGGACAAGUGAUCGAGUUAAACUUCAUCAAGGCAGAAAUAUUUGAGGAGAUUCUCAACUACAUGUACAGCUCCAAGAUUGUCCGUGUUCGCUCCGACAGGCUGGAGGAGCUCAUAAAUGCAGGACAGAUUCUGGGAGUGAAGUUCAUUGCGAACUUGGCGUCGCCAUUGUCACAAGUUAAGGGGCUGCCUGGUUUGUCCAAAGAGCCAGAAAACAAAAGUGAGACGUCCCCAGAGAUGAUGCCGAUCAUCACGGAGUCCUUCUCGAUAUCUGCAGAGGAAUUCAAUCAGACGAGCAAACCUACGGAUAGUGACGAGGACUCGGACAGCGACGUCAUGUUUGUCUCACAAACAGAUGCUCAGGAAGUGAGUCAGAAAGCCAACUCUGGGGAGAUCAUUGAUGUGGACAAAGCUGAUUCGAAAAAAGUUACAUCAGAGGCAAAUACAGAAUCAAAUCAUGCAGUGGUAAAAGAGAAAGAUAAAGAUAAAGCCACACCCAUCGAGAGAACCCACACUGUGAAAGCAUUGGCAGCAAAGACUCCCAGUUUCAGUUCUCCUAGCCCCAGUUUACCCAGCAGCCCCCUGCACAGUCCGGACUCCAGCUCAAACAACUUGUCUUCCCCUGCCAGAGUUUCCUCAGGUAGUGCUCCCGCUACACCAGCCAGUUCAAGCAGCGUCGACCCGGAGCCCUCGAGUGCCCCCCAGUCUUCAGAAAACAGCGAUAUAAUGGGAGUCCACAAAAAACAUGUCUCCACUUCAACUCAGAAGGGGUUCUCCAAAAUAAGGCUCCUAGAUGUUUCUGAAAGACCAGCUAGUCAGGCCAACACCCCCAAAUCAGCGAUAGCGGCAAAAAAGACAGUGACGCUCAACACGGCCACAGAAAUCGAUUCAAUUUCUUCAGGCUGUAAAGUGUACGCCAAUAUUGGAGAAAAUACUUAUGACAUUGUCCCGGUGAAGGAAGACCCAGGUGAAGGAGGCUCUAAAGCCAGUAAAGGGAAGAGAUCAUUUAUGUCAACGCCUCUGAAACCCUCUGAAAAAGCCCCAUUGUCACCGAACCCCGGCCCAAACAAGAAGAAGGGCAAAACUGAGCUGGAGGAUCACUACGAGCUGAUCAUGGACGGGAAGACAUUCUACGUGUGCAUCGUCUGUAAGCGCCCCUACGUGUGUCUGACGAGUCUUCGCCGCCACUUCAACACCCACUCGUGGGAAAAGAAGUACCCGUGCCGCUACUGUAACAAAGUCUUUGCCCUGGCCGAGUACAGAACUAAACACGAAAUCCACCACACAGGAGAGAGAAGGUACCAGUGCCUGAUGUGCAAUGAAAUGUUCAUAAACUACCAGUUACUGUCCACCCACUGCAAGCAAGCCCACAACCAGGAUCCCUGCGGCAGGAAAGAGAAGGACGAGGCCAACAACAACCUGUACCGCCUGCUGCCGUGCAAAACGGUGGAGAUGAAGCCGUACUCGUGGACGACUCAGAUGCCCGGCGUCCCCGUCAUCUCCGAGGACGGCAGCGUGCAUCACAUAACCCCCCCCGGCGACAACGUCCACUCUUCGACCCAGAGCAGGAUGUUGAACUGGGACGACAUAUUCGUCGAGCCCGACGCACACAUGCCCCCCGACGCACACAUCCGACCAGGCUCAACUGUGAACACUCCUCCGCAGGGUGACACAGAGUUUGACUUUGUUAUACCAGAGACCUACUGAGCAGCACGUGAUGCUCAGUUACCUGUGCCUUUUAGGUGCCCCCCCCCCCCCCCAUAUUAUUUCCUCUUUGGUUCCAUGUCAAUAAUAUUCUUCAGUACAAAGUAAGUUAAAGCAUAAGCUUCGGCCACGGUAGUCUUUCUGUAAAAUAUUUUUUUUAAAUAUUGUUCUAAUCAUGAUGAUGCAGGUCCACAUGGUCAAAACUAAUCAAAGGUGCAAACAGGAAACAGAUGCUCAUUUGUAAGUCGUGCCGGCUUCAGUCAAAAAUAAAUAAGGCAGAGUGAAUCGCUGCAGGUGAAGGAAGUGUAACGAGAUGUGACUCUGCUUAUGUAAUAGCCUUGAUCUUUGGUAUCGUUGAAGUAAAUGAUAAUGACACGGGCACUAAAGGAGUUUAAAUUAACAAUUAAAAAAAUCUUUGCGUAACAAUCAAAAACCGCCCAAGAGAAACAAGUGCUUAACUCGAAUAGUUGUAAUAAAAAGGUAAAAAAAAUGACAUGUUUAAAUGUUCACCAUAUGAACAAGUCAAAGCCUCAAAAUUCUGUAUCGGCCAGAAAACUUUAGUUAAAGGGGCAGUAAGCGAUUCUAAAGCAACACGCAUUUUGUGAAAAUCAGAGAAUAUUUCCUCACGGUCCGCUAGCUGUUGCUUCUGUGUGUGCACGGGAAAAAAUCAGGGUUUUCUGUUAAGUAAAUUCCAGGCUCUGUUAAUUGAAAAUUAAAUCAAUGGUGAAGGCUGCACAUCACUAGUCGACACCUCAAGAGACGUGUUAGCGGGUGGCGCCGCAGCGCCGAGGUUUCAGUUUUCGCGGCCCGACCAUGGCAGUAAAAUCACUACAACACAGGGAGAAACACUUUUAAAGGAUCUGAAGCACAAAGCAUUUGAAAUGUAACAUGUAGAUUUAACCGUCUUGUUUCUUUUUAAACAUUUAGUCAACGUCUCCCGGUUCAGUUAAUGACAUUAGGCUGAGACCCAUUCAGUGAAAUAGAAAUCAAGUGUCCUACUUAAGUUACCGACGUGAGCGUGUGAAACCUCCGUUGAUGAUUUAUGCAUCCAGGUGACUUCUGCUCUGGUCAGGAUAAAUUAAUUAAUUUAUGAUCCUUAUAAAAUACACAAUGUCUCACUUAUCAUUCCUGGUCUGUAUUGAGACCCAAUUCUGUACAAAGAGAAUAUGAUCUGAAAAUAUUUUUUUCCAUUAUAUGAUUGUUGGCGAUCCCGCAUCUGGGUAAUGUGGCAGGGAAGAAGCUUUUUUUUAAUUCUUUUUUUUUGUAAUGGUUUGUGAACAAUUAGGGUUAAAAAAAAAUGUCCAUCAAACAUCAGAUUUAUUUUGAUGUACAUUUUUAUUCCCUAUGAUUUCAAUGCUGUAUAUUUUAAUGCCGGCUACAUACCGAGAAAAAGAUUUUGCAUCCAAAUGUGAAGUUUGGGUUCACAAACUUGGGAUCAUUUCAGUCCACACAGAUAGCACUUAGUGCUGGAUCACGCAGAAGAUGUUCUUUUGUAUAAUCUUUUUUUUAUUCAGUUUUUUUUUUCAUUGUGUCAGAAGGUAGUAAAUUGGUCAGUAUGAGUAUAAAGUAGGGGAUUCUAUUCAACUUCACGUGAUUCAAUAAAAACCUGCAGAAUUACCUUUUUUUUUCACAGAUUAACAUGGGUUUUGUGAUGUAAAGUUUAUAUUUGUGCUAACUUGUUUGUUUUUUUACAGUUUCAAAUUUAUUUAUUAGGUUUAUAAGUUAGACAAACUGAAAUAGCUAUUAAACACAUGGCUCUUUUGACAUUUACCAAAAUGUUCAUUUUCUGUCAAUUGGCAAUGAGAAUUAUGUGAUGGUAAAUAAAUUAUUUUACUAUUUUAAAA